This is a messenger RNA of Nothoprocta perdicaria, 714 nucleotides long. RefSeq names its product distal-less homeobox 4 (gene DLX4). Gene Ontology annotation, molecular function: DNA-binding transcription factor activity, RNA polymerase II-specific; RNA polymerase II cis-regulatory region sequence-specific DNA binding. The record is from RefSeq and is a predicted model, not a curated record. Gene Ontology annotation, biological process: embryo development; cell differentiation; negative regulation of transcription by RNA polymerase II. Lineage: Eukaryota; Metazoa; Chordata; Aves; Tinamiformes; Tinamidae. The transcript has 3 exons. Bases 1 to 714 code for a protein of 237 amino acids.
AUGACCAUGAGCUCGGCAGCCGAGAGCCUGCUGGGCCCCGACCCCCCCAAAGCCUUCCUGGAGCUGGGGCGCCCCGCGGCGCCGCGCUACCCGCUGCACGGCGCCCAGCCCGCCGCCCCCCGCCUCGGCCCGCCGCCCUUCGCCGCCUCCUACGGCCGCCCCGCGCCCUUCCCCUACGGCAGCGGCGACCCCCCCGGCGGCCCCUACGCGCCCUACCCGCCCCCCGGCGCCCCGCUGCCCCCGGCCGGGCCGGCCCCCGGCGCCCCGCUGCAGGACGCAGGGCUCGACAAGUGCGCGGCCGGGGAGCUGCGCGGCCGGGGCAGGAGGGCGCGCAAGCCGCGCACCAUCUACUCCAGCCUGCAGCUGCAGGCUCUCAACCAGCGCUUCCAGCAGACCCAGUACCUGGCGCUGCCCGAGCGCGCCGAGCUGGCCGCCCAGCUGGGGCUCACGCAGACUCAGGUGAAGAUCUGGUUCCAGAACAAGCGCUCCAAGUACAAGAAGAUCAUGAAGCAGGGCCCGAGCGCGCCCGAGGGCCAGCCCCUCCACGCGCCCCCCGCCUCGCUCUCGCCCUGCUCGCCCGGCAUCCCGCCGCUCUGGGAGCUGCCCCUGCCGGCGAAGGGGCCCCCCCUGGUCCCCGGCGGCUACCUCGGCAGCUUCGGGCCCUGGUACCAGCCGCACGCGCAGGACGUCGUCCCCCGCGCCCCCAUGAUGUGA